UUGCGCUGUAUUAGUCUUUUGCCACUUUGUUUGACUUUGCUUUAGUUGUCAGUCCAAUGGGGUAGAAGUAAAAGUACUGGGAAGUGUGAUGGUUUUUCAGGGUGUUGUAUUUAAAAGCAUUCCUUUGCUCUGUUAUGUGUGUUAGGGUGACUAGCAGAACUAGCCUUGGCUAUCCAUUGCAAGUCCAUGCAGAUUGCUUUGUUCAAAAUAAGCUGCAAAGCUAUCUUAUUUAGGUUAUAUCUUAUUUAGGUUAUCCUAAUAAGAUAUAUUUAUCCUUUUUAGAUACAUAUAUCUAGUCUUGCCACAAGUUUAGGCUUGUUAUUUGCAUUGCUUUAACUGUUAGGUCCAAUGGCCAGCUGUACACUUUCCCCUGUUGGGAGCAUAUGGUCUUUAAUUUGAUCAGUUCAAAAUGCUUUUUAUUUGUUAUUUGCGAUAAGCACACAGUGUAUAUGGAACAUAUAUUCUACUUUUGUCAUGUUUACAGAAUGCAUUUCUUGAAUGCAGGACUCCUCAACAAUGUAAUAGCAGCACAAUGAUUUUGUAGCUUUUUUUCAAAUUGCUGCCACAUUGCAUUGCGAUGAUAAAUGUAAUCCUUAAAAAACCUUUUUUUAAGAAAAAUCCAUCAUAAUUGGACAUUGACAAGAUGCUGACCAGAGGUCCUUGGAUGUGCACACUCAGGACCCCGAGUCUGCUGACUCUCCUGACCGCAGCCCCAGUGAAGUCUCUUCGAGUGCCUGUCGGGAAAUCCAGGAUCCAGAGCCUGCUGACUCUCCCAACCGCAGCCCCAGUGAAGUCUCAUCGAGUGCCUGUCGGGAAAUCCAGGAUCCAGAGCCUGCUGACUCUCCCAACCGCAGCCCCAGUGAAGUCUCUUCGAGUGCCUGUCGGGAAGUCCAGGAUCCAGAGCCUGCUGACUCUCCCAACCGCAGCCCCAGUGAAGUCUCUUCGAGUGCCUGUCGGGAAGUCCAGGAUCCAGAGCCUGCUGACUCUCCCAACCGCAGCCCCAGUGAAGUCUCUUCGAGUGCCUGUCGGGAAGUCCAGGAUCCAGAGCCUGCUGACUCUCCUGACCGCAGCCCCAGUGAAGUCUCUUCGAGUGCCUGUCGGGAAGUCCAGGAUCCAGAGCCUGCUGACUCUCCUGACCGCAGCCCCAGUGAAGUCUCUUCGAGUGCCUGUCGGGAAGUCCAGGAUCCAGAGCCUGCUGACUCUCCCAACCGCAGCCCCAGUGAAGUCUCUUCGAGUGCCUGUCGGGAAGUCCAGGAUCCAGAGCCUGCUGACUCUCCCAACCGCAGCCCCAGUGAAGUCUCUUCGAGUGCCUGUCGGGAAGUCCAGGAUCCAGAGCCUGCUGACUCUCCCAACCGCAGCCCCAGUGAAGUCUCUUCGAGUGCCUGUCGGGAAGUCCAGGAUCCAGAGCCUGCUGACUCUCCCAACCGCAGCCCCAGUGAAGUCUCUGGCAGUGCACCCACCCCCUGGCGAUGAACUGGCAGGAAGUCCAGGAUCCAGGUGUACUGAGGAGUGUCUAUGCAUAGGGCACAUGGCAUGCAAAGCCAUUUUUGGCAUAAUGUAGUUUAUGAAAGUAGUGAAUAAUCCCUGCUUGUGGCCAGAAUGAUCGUACCAAGUUUGAGAAUCACUAAAAUAGAGAAGAAAGUGGUCAA
This is a messenger RNA of Conger conger (European conger), 1649 nucleotides long. RefSeq lists its product as uncharacterized. Bases 644 to 1561 code for a protein of 305 amino acids. The record is from RefSeq and is a predicted model, not a curated record. Lineage: Eukaryota; Metazoa; Chordata; Actinopteri; Anguilliformes; Congridae. The transcript has 2 exons.